Messenger RNA from Colletotrichum chrysophilum, 729 nucleotides. RefSeq lists its product as uncharacterized. The record is from RefSeq and is a predicted model, not a curated record. Bases 1 to 729 code for a protein of 242 amino acids. The transcript has 2 exons. Lineage: Eukaryota; Fungi; Ascomycota; Sordariomycetes; Glomerellales; Glomerellaceae.
AUGGCCCCAGUCUUCUCCUUCAGGUACACCACUUACGGUGCAGGCUUCAGCACUGCCCACGAUCCCAGCUUCCCCAUCAGCGACAGAACAGACGGACUACUGGCGUUUCUCACCCCGUUUCAACGCCUGAAGACCGAGCUCAACCGCAAAAACGCAGCUCAAAUAGACGGACGUCCUUUCCUCGUCCAGUGGUUUCUGCCCAUUCCGAGAUGGGGGAAGACGCUGAAGAAGACCAUCGAAGAUGACUUGAGGAAUCUUCCGGGUGUACCCCAAGAUCCUAAGGCUUCUCUCGAGGUCAGUGCUGGAAGCUCGUCAUUUGCUGCUUUCUCCAUCUGGAUGGAUUUCAUACCAACCUCUUCCACAAUUGCUCAAGAAGCAGACUCUAACCCCCCUUUUAUUAGUCCUGAGGUCGGCAGACCUGAAAUCGGAUGUUACGUGGAAUACGCCAUCGACCCUCGUCGGUUGCUCAACCCGUUGGGGAUUUUGCCCCCGAAGGAACCCGAAGAAGAUCUGACGCGAACUCCUGACUUUUCCGGUUCGGGCUCAUCAUCAUCGAGUACUUCGAGACCGUCGAGCCCCAUCACCGCUCCUCUCGACUCUGAUGGUCCGCAGCCUCCUGAGGAUGAGGACGAAAAGGCAAAAGAGGAGGCGGAUCCCGUUUCCGAGUUCUUCGACAUUGAUGCAUAUGAUGCUUCGAACAGCCCAGGAGACCCGAGUGCCGAGAGCUAG